GAUCAUGCGUUGAAGUAUUUUAUCGAAACGAACUGCGCUACGGUGUUGUUAAAUGGAUCGAUAAUAAUGAGUUAAUUCAAAGCAACCGAUUAGUUGCUGUUGAAAUUGAAGGAGACUUGCCGUAUGACUGGCGAACGAUAAAUAAAAUACAACUUGAGGAUGCUUAUAAAGCUGGUAUUUUUGCAAAUGCUAGUCCAGAUUCAAUUGCAUUGGUGCCGUAUUGUGUACUUCGAUCUGAUAAUCGUUUUGCUUUAUCUGAUACUCCUGAAGGCAACAAUAACCAUGAAACAAAAACAAUGGUGUCAUCAAAUUUCGGAAGUUUGGAUAGCGGUAUUGAAGUCCGACCAUGUUUACCCGUGAAAAAUAUCGAAAAUUUGCUUGGCCGUAUGAAAGGAAUCCAAGGUUUUCGGAACAGUUGCUAUCUCGAUACGACUCUUUAUGCCAUGUUUUCGCAGUGUUCAGCAUUUGAUAGUAUACUGGAAAGCAGAUGUGAAACUAAGGCAGAUUCGGUCCAUACAGAAGUCACUGAUAUCUUGAAAACUGAAAUUGUUUACCCAUUGAGAAGGUUUCAUUUUGUCCGGGCUGACCACGUGUUAAAAUUGCGGCGAUUGCUGGAGGUGCUGUUACCUAAAAUGAGAGGUUUAACAACUGACGAAAAAGACCCUGAAGAAUUGCUGAAUGCUCUGUUCAGUACAGUAUUGCGGGUUGAACCGUUUCUUAUAAUGAGAAAUACAACAGAUGACAAAACAAAUCCGGCAUAUAUAUGUCCCUUAAUAACAGAAGAUCUAUGGAGCGAAGAACAGCGUCGACUUAUCAGUGUGCAGACACUUGUCGAAAGAUCACUCUUUGCAUCUAAUAUUCAAUUUGCAUGUGAACCAAAAGUUUUGAUCCUUCAGUUGCCACGAUAUGGGCAGCAGAAAGUUUUUGAUAAAAUAUUUCCGCCUCAAGAAAUGGAUAUUACCCAUCUUAUUUAUGAAGGUAAACGACCCUGCAUAAAUUGCGGUAAACUUGCCGAUAUGAUGUGUCCUGAAUGUUUCCUGACAAGAGAAGUUUUCAUUGGAGAGGUAACGUAUUGUGGUAUAUGUUAUGAACAAACCCACAAUGGCCUGGAUCAUCAACCACAGCAGCUAUCCGCUAGCAAUAAUUCGUUUUCGACGUCAUCAUCCUUAUCUUUAUCUCGGCGAACGCAGGUGCCACAAAAGAAGCUCCAACUUGCAUCUGUUCUUUGCAUCGAAACUUCUCAUUAUGUGGCAUUCGUGCACGCUCUUCACGCUAAUAAAUGGGUAUUUUUCGAUUCAAUGGCCGAUCGAGUGGGUUUUUCUGAUGGCUAUAAUGUUCCACAGGUGAAAUUAUGUGAAAAGAUGUCAAAUUGGUUGAGCGAUGCCGGUUGGCGUAGAGUUCGUGACUGUAUUAACCAGGAAGGACAUUUGCCGAACGAUGUUGAAAGUGAUUCAGAUUUAAUGCGCUUAUUGAGUGACUGCUAUAUUUGUUUCUAUACAGAUGAAGAGAACAAAAACGAAGGUCUCAGUUUAUCACGUUUUUUUUCCUGA
Molecule: messenger RNA, 1550 nt
Organism: Cercopithifilaria johnstoni
Lineage: Eukaryota; Metazoa; Nematoda; Chromadorea; Rhabditida; Onchocercidae
Source: the annotation of a GenBank genome assembly